AUGGACGAGCUCCCGAUCGACUCGGAAAAGCCCGAGACCGAUUCCCAGCCGGGCACCGGAUCGGUCAGCAGACAAGAGUCUAUCGCGGAGCCUAACAUGUCUCGUAUACGCUCAUCUCUCGCCCGUGCGCGAUCAAAUAAUGGACACGGGUGCGCCGACUUAGAAGAAGGCGACGCGACUGAUGACACACUUACACCUGCCCAGCGUCAUAUUGAAAAAGAUCCCUUCGAGGUAUCUUGGGACGGCGAUGACGAUCCCUUGUGUCCUCGGAGCAUGACCACAGUCCGCAAAUGGCUUGCUGUAAUAACUGUUGGCAUGGGAAGUCUUUGCGUGACCUGUACGAGUUCUAUUUACGCGUCGACGUACAAUCAGAUGAAUCCGGAGUUCCACGUAUCGAGUAUUGUUGGCACCCUUGGGCUAUCGCUUUUUGUCCUCGGUAUUGCCCUUGGUCCCCUUCUCAUGAGCCCACUGAGUGAGUUUAUCGGAAGGCGGCCGAUUUAUAUUGCCUCGUGGGCCAUGUUUCUGAUAUGGUUAAUACCAAGUGCCGUAGCACGUAACAUCGCGACAAUGCUAGUGGCACGAUUUAUCGACGGUUUCGCCGGAAGCUCAUUCCUCAGCGUCGCCGGUGGCACAGUUAGCGAUAUGUUCAGACGAGACCAGAUCCAGGCGCCAAUGGUUAUUGUAUCUUUAAGCCCCUUUAUCGGUCCUAGCUUAGGUCCUCUACUCGGUGGAUUUAUCAACUACAACACAACUUGGAGGUGGACGUACUACAGAGUGAGUGUUAACCAUAAUUUAGACCCCAUCAGGCUCCGAGAGAAAGCUAGAAAACUAAGAAAAGAGACCGGUGACGACCGAUGGAAAUCACCGAUGGAAAAAUCGACCAAGUCCGUGGCGGUGACCAUUGGACAUUCCCUCCUACGACCAUUUGAGUUGCUGAUAUUCGAGCCAAUGUGUCUAUUGCUCUGCCUGUUCUCUGCUAUUUUGUUGGGAGUCCUAUACCUGUUCUUCGGAGCAUUCCCCCUAGUCUUUGGUAAUACUUACGGUUUCAAUCUCUGGCAAACCGGUCUAAGCUUCCUCGGAAUCUUUAUCGGAAUGAUCGUCGCCGCUGCAACUGACCCCAUAUGGCGGCGCAUUAACGAGCGGCUUUUAGAGCAAAAUGACGGUAUACCGGAACCUGAAUUCCGACUGCCACCAGCAAUUGCAGGUGCUGUCGCGGUUCCUAUUGGGCUUUUCAUAUUUGCUUGGACCGCAUAUCCUUGGGUUCAUUGGAUGGUACCUAUCAUUGGAUCUGCUAUAUUCGGUUCCGGUACACUCUUGGUGUUUACCGGAAUAUUCACCUUCCUCGUGGAUGCGUACCCGCUCUACGCUGCUUCGGCCCUUGCUGCUAACAGCUUCGCUAGGUGUACUUUCGCUGCCGCAUUUCCCCUCUUCGGAAUACAGAUGUAUCAUAAACUUGGUUACCAAUGGGGGUCUAGCUUGUUAGCAUUCCUCACAGUGGCGAUGAUGCCUUUCCCGUACCUGUUUUUCCGAUAUGGAAAGCGAAUCCGAAAGACGAGCAGAUUUGCUAGGAGGUAA
Molecule: messenger RNA, 1575 nt
Organism: Daldinia decipiens
Lineage: Eukaryota; Fungi; Ascomycota; Sordariomycetes; Xylariales; Hypoxylaceae
Product: MFS general substrate transporter
Exons: 8
Coding region: 1-1575 (524 amino acids)
Biological process (GO): transmembrane transport
Cellular component (GO): membrane
Molecular function (GO): transmembrane transporter activity
Source: RefSeq, a predicted model, not a curated record